AUGGUGGCUGCCAGCGAGGCAACAAGGGCCACCAUGAUGAGACAGUGGGUGGAGGCGUCCCUGGGGCUUCUGGAGCACUUGGUGGCCGUGUGUGACGAAGACACCGCGUUCCCCUGGGAGCUUCAGUGGCAGCUCAAAGUCACAGUGGCUUCCCUGGAGGGGACAAAUGAGACAUUCCCUGAUGUCCCUGAGGCCUUGGUGGCCCAUGUUGCCAUGGCAGAGCAGCUCUGGGAGGCCAACUCUUUCCUGGCCAAGGAUCACCUGCUGAAGGCACUUGAUGACAUCUUCAAGUUCUAUAUCAAUGAGCGUUGCCAGAGCAUCCCCAAGGUGUCCCCAGUGAGCGUGGAGCUCCAAAAGGUGUCCCCUCCACAGCUGCAGGUGCUGGUGGCCGUGGUUACCGCCCUGGACGAGGUGGUGGCCAGCGUGACGGGGCCACACUGGGGAAAGUUCCCAGACUCCCUGUAUGAGGAUCUGAAGAACUUCACCCAGAACCUCUGUGCGAUACUGAACAAAGGUGAUGUCACCUCCCUGGGCCACUGUGGUGUCCCCUCCCUGGGCCAGGCCCUGGCCACCCUCUGGGCCACCCCCAAGACCACCCGGGCCAAUAUGAGAGCCGCAGCCAGUGCCUGGCAGGAGUUGGUGGCCAAGCUCAUGGACAAUGGGGACUGGCUGGCCGGGGAGUCCACCAAGCUCUGUGAGCAGGUGGUCACAGCCCAGCAGCUGAUGGUGGCAAUGGACAAGGAGGAGGUAACCUUGGAAAUGGCCACUCACGGUGCCCAGGUGGUGGCAGCCACCAUUGAGGCCAUGGGAGAGGCUGUGGUGGCCACCAGGAGGGGACAUUGUGCAGAGGUGGCCCUGGAGCCGCUGCAGCACUUGGUGGCCGUAUGUCACAGAGCCACCUUGUUCAACUGGAACAUGGAGUGCCAGCUCAGGGACAUCGAGGCCAUCCUGAAGGGGACAAACGAGGUGUCCCCUGAUGUCCUUAAGGCCUUGAUGGCCAAAGUGGCCAAGUUUGAGCAGCUGUGGGAGGCCAGCACCCGCCUUGCCAAGGAUCACCUGCUGGAGGCACUUGGGGUCAUUGACAAAAUCCUCUUGAGUCCCUGUGGUGACCAUGGUGGCCCCAGUAGUGCUGGCAGCUGUACGGUGGCUGAGCAGUGCCAAAAAGCCAUCGAGGAUAUCCCAAGGCUGCUGCAAGAAAGUUUCACAUAGGGGCAGUGACAUCAUCAGGGACAUCGCUGCUGUCACCUCUGCCCUAUCCAUGAUGUAUUUGAGACAGAUUUGGGGAAUUUUCUGUGAAUUUUCAAUGAUACUGUCUCAAAUCCUGAUGGGAAU
Molecule: messenger RNA, 1332 nt
Organism: Melospiza georgiana
Lineage: Eukaryota; Metazoa; Chordata; Aves; Passeriformes; Passerellidae
Exons: 3
Coding region: 1-1209 (402 amino acids)
Source: RefSeq, a predicted model, not a curated record